Fusarium graminearum PH-1 is the source of this 656-nucleotide messenger RNA. RefSeq lists its product as uncharacterized. The transcript has a single exon. Lineage: Eukaryota; Fungi; Ascomycota; Sordariomycetes; Hypocreales; Nectriaceae. The coding region runs from base 1 to 417 and encodes 138 amino acids. The record is from RefSeq and is a predicted model, not a curated record.
AUGAUCUGCAACACAUGUCGCCGCGCAGCAAUGCGCUCAACCCGUGCUCCUCUACGCACCCUCCUCCGCAUUCCCACAACCAUCACCCGUCUACCUACAACAACUCCAACAACACUUCGUCGUCUCCUCUCAACCUCCAUCCCUCGCUUCUCCGCCGCCGCUCAAGAAGAACCCGACCUCCCAUCCAUGAGCCCCGCCGAAGCAGCCAUUGCUGAAAUCCUAUCCGAAAAGCUUUCGCCUACCGAACUGCUCGUCCAGGACGUCUCGGGCGGUUGCGGGAGCAUGUACGCCAUCGACAUUACAUCGCCUGCUUUCAAGGGCCAGACUAUUCUCAAGCAGCAGCGCAUGGUUAAUGCUGCGCUGGGCGAUCUUGUCAAGAGCUGGCAUGGAGUUCAGAUCAGGACAAAGGUUGCUUAAGCUGAGGCGAGGCUUGAAGAGAGAGAGAAAAAAAAAAGAUAUCCUAGAGAGGAGGCCGUUAUGAUUGUACGACUACAGGGGAACAAGCGAUAGAGAUCAGAAUGUCAGGCUCAACAAGGAUUACAAUUGUGCAAGACUUCAGCUUCUACUACGGCCCAACAACACAAGCACAGGGUAUAACUAUUGUAAAAUACAAGAGGGAAACGACAGUUAAAUGAAAUAAAGUGAUCUAGAAUCAA